AUGGCGCUGGUCCAGUCUCUGCCCGUGUCCACUGACCAUCCGGGAGCAGGCCUGGACCCGCGUCUCCACCCCGCCUCGCCUCCUCUGAUGGGAGCGAUGGGUGCCGUCAGCAGCAUGAUGCAGAGUCACGUCACUUAUCCUGACCGCGCUAACAUAGAGGUCAGCACCAAAUUCCGCAAGGGCACGCCGGGCUCCGGACGCCUGCUGUCCGAAACCUCACAGGGAAGUCAGACUCCGUCCAGCAAGAGGAGGAACGCCGCCGGCAGAGCCACUCGCUCAUAUUCACACGAGGACUUGAUAAGAGACGGGAACGAUAAUCAUCUGUUUGUGGGUUCGACUUGUGCGGACGGACCUCCGAGACUGGUUCCAGUGUCUGGACAAUUAGAAAGAAGCCUUCAGCAGGCUAUAAUCAGACCCACUGCCUUCAAACCCGUGGUCCCUAGGAGCCGUAACGGCGUGCAGUAUCUGUCCCCGCGGCUCGGAGCCGGUCUGUCGGGAAGCCAAGGAAACCUCAGCAUGUGUUCUCCAGAAGACGAAGACGUCUCGCCCGUGACGACGGAACGGUGCAGCUCUUACAGCGGCGCUCGCAACGCUUUGUCCAGCCAGUCCUUUACGAUGACGGACACGCCACGCGACUCCUUAACCAACCUGCCGGCGUAUAACGGGCCGAGCCACAGCCAGAGCGAAGCCGGCAAACAUCACGGACACUCCAACUCCGACAGCGGCCGCUCCUCGUCCAGCAAGAGCACGGGCUCCCUGAGCGGCCGCGGCCCCCUGCUGACCGACCCGCUGUCCCCGCCGCCCAUCCAGACCUACGAGGCCAUCGUCAGAGACCUGGAGGACAAACUGAGGGAGCGAGACCUGGAGCUGCGGCAGCUCAGAGAAAACCUGGACGAGAACGAAGUAGCCAUCUGUCAGGUGUACGAGGAGCGUCAGGAGCGCACGGAGCUGGAGAUGGAGGAGUUCAGACAGACGUGUGCGGCUAAGAUGCAGAAGGCGUCUCAUAAAGCGCAGCGCGAGCAUCAGCUCCUGCAGCUCCAGGUGUUCCAGCUGCAGCAGGAGAAGAAGAAGCAGCAGGAGGACACGACGCAGCUCCUGCAGGAGCGCCAGAGGCUCGAGGAGCGCUGCGCCUCCUACCAACGAGAACACACACAGCUGGGGCCCAGACUGGAGGAGACCAAGUGGGAGGUGUGUCAGAAGUCUGGAGAGAUCUCACUGCUGAAGCAGCAGAUGAAGGACCUGCAGGCCGAUCUGGCGCAGCGCGUCGGUGAGCUGGUGACGCUGCGUGGACAGCUGCGAGAGGUUCGAGCCGAGCUGCAGACGUGUCAGAGUCAGCUGCAGGAGGCACACACAGCCUCACACACACCGACGCUGGAGCUGGAGGUCUGCGAGAACGAACUGCAGCGCCGCAAGAGCGAGAACGAGCUGCUCCGAGAGAAAAUAAGCCAUCUGGAAGAAGAGUCGUCUCACCUGCGCACCGACGACAGCGAGGAGCUGACAGCCUCAGAGCAGCAGAACGAUCGUCUGAAGGCGGAGCUCGCUUACGAACGCCAGCGCUCCUCCGAUCAGGCGUCUGCGUUCGAGAGCGAGAGGAAGAGCUGGGAGGAGGAGAAGGAUAAGGUGAUUCGGUAUCAGACGCAGCUGCAGCAGAACUACGUGCAGAUGUACAAAAGGAACCGAGAUCUGGAGCGGUCGCUCCGUCAGCUCAGCCUCGAGCUGGAGUCCCGGGAACAGGACGACGACAGCAGCGGAAACGAAGUCACGUUCGACGACAUCGCUGCCACCGAGAUCUGA
This is a messenger RNA of Cyprinus carpio (common carp), 1794 nucleotides long. RefSeq names its product leucine zipper putative tumor suppressor 2 homolog. NCBI's taxonomy places the organism in Eukaryota, Metazoa, Chordata, Actinopteri, Cypriniformes, Cyprinidae. The record is from RefSeq and is a predicted model, not a curated record. Gene Ontology annotation, biological process: negative regulation of canonical Wnt signaling pathway.